CGUCAUCUGGACCCUUCGCCUCCACCACCCGGCCCCGUCGCAACUCCCGGCAGGAGCGCAUCAGCCUCGCGACUCAUCGCCCUGCCCGUCCAGCCCCGGGGAACAAGGUCCAUACAGACUAUGGCGCUGGCCGCACCACCGGCAAACGAUCGCAAGCGCGUCAAGGUCUACGAGCUCAAGAAUGGCGACUGGUUCGAUCGAGGCACCGGCUUCUGUACCGGCUCUAUGGUGAAUGACGAAGCCAAAAUCUUCGUACAAUCCGAAGACGAACCCAUCCGUACCCUGCUCGAAACGCGCAUCACCAAGGACGAUGGCUACCAGAAACAACAAGACACUCUCAUCGUGUGGACGGAACAGAAUGGCACCGAUAUGGCACUCAGCUUCCAGGAAGCUGAGGGUUGUGGGGCGAUAUGGGACUUCGUCAAUGACGUGAUGGACAUGAGUCCCAACCCGAUUAUACUACCAGAACCCGACCUCGGCAACCUACCGGACGUCGAGAACCUGAUGCGCGCCGCAAGCAGUACUCCCGCCGGACGCGAUGCGCUAGCGAAAUUUAUUGUCCAAGCCGGCUACAUUACCAAACUCGUCCCGCUUGUGGAGACUGCCGAGGAUUUGGAAAGCCUCGAGGACCUGCACCGAUUGUGCAACAUUAUGAAGACGCUGAUAUUACUAAACGACACAGCAAUAAUCGAGUAUUCCGUGACAGAUGAAGUCGUCCUUGGAGUCGUCGGCGCCCUAGAAUACGACCCGGAUUUCCCAAGCCACAAGGCGAACCACAGGCAAUACCUUGCGGAUGAGUCAAGAUUCAAGGAAGUCGUGAAGAUAGAGGAUCCGCAAAUCAAGAAGAAGAUCCACUAUACGUAUCGGCUUCAAUACCUCAAGGACGUCGUCCUUGCGCGCAUCCUUGACGACCCGACCUUCUCUGUUCUCAAUUCUCUCAUAUUCUUCCAUCAGGUGGAUAUUGUUCAGCAUUUGCAGGGGAACCAGUCGUUCCUCAAGGAAUUGUUCGGUAUUUUUGGACCUCAAGAGACCAACCAGCAGCGCAAGAAAGAUGCCGUGCUGUUUAUCCAGCAAUGUACCACGGUUGCAAAGAACCUACAGGCCAAUGCGCGCGCGCAGCUCUACUCCAACUUCAUCCAUGGUGGGUUAUUUACCGUCAUCACUUUCGCGCUUAGGCAUUCGGAUGCUGCCGUUCGUGUCGCUGGAACAGACGUCCUGGUCGCCUUGAUUGACCACGACGCGAUUAUGAUGCGGGGCCAAAUUUUCAAGGCCAUUAACGAGAAGCAGAAGCCUCUCACGGAUACGCUCAUCGAGCUUCUGCUGGUAGAGACAGACCUAGGAGUGAAGGCGCAGAUGGCCGACGCUAUCAAAGUUUUGCUGGAUCCUAAUGCCAAUUCCGUCACCAUGGAAACAUUGGGUCGGGCGAAUAGUGACUUCCUCGCCAAAGCGCGCGGCAAUACUCCUACCGCUCCCCAGACUGAGACCUUCAUACAAGCUUUCUAUGAUGAAUCUGCCAAGAAACUUUUCCAGCCACUGAAAGACUUGGAAAACCGCAAAUCAAUGGAUGACCUUACGAUACAAGAAGUGUCGCUGUACUCCCAUUUGGUGGAGGUACUGUGCUUCUUUAUUCGACAGCACUCGUAUAGGAGCAAAUACUUCAUACUUUCCGAAGGGCUUGCGUCGCGCGUCGCUCAACUCAUGGCUUGCCCAGAGAAACACCUUAAACUCACAGCUCUGAAAUAUUUCCGGACAUGUAUCGGCCUGCAUGACGAGUUCCACAACCGGCAGAUCAUCCAAAAUCGACUCUUCGAUCCCAUAUUGAACAUCGUCUACGAGACAAUGCCUCGCGACAAUCUCCUCAACUCAGCAUGCUUGGAAUUGUUCGAAUUCAUCAAACGCGAGAACAUCAAGGUCAUUAUCGCUCAUCUGGUGGAGAACUACCGGGAAAAGCUCCAAGACAUCACUUAUGUGUCAACGUUUGAAAACCUCAUCCGACGUUACGAACAAAUGCACGAGCCGCAGACGACUGCAGACUCAUCGUUUGCAAGCACUGAGACGGAGACACCGGGACGGCACACUAUUGGCGGUGGUCAAAGAUGGCAGGGACUCAAGGACGCCGAUGCCGAGGAAGAGGCUUACUUCAACACCUCUGAUGACGAAGAAGAGACGACACUACCAGAGGAUCCGGCAGCCGCAAAACCCGCCAACGGUGCAUCACCAGCUCGCCCUCUAGUCGACUAUCCCGAGGAUGACGAUGAUGCAAUGGAUGUCUUGCAAGAAGACCAGCCGGCGCCGACAUCGGAGCAACCCGCGACCAGCGCAACGCCUCCUAACUCUUCAUCGCCCCAAACCUCACCAACGCGAGAACGCACGCCUCUCGCAACACCACCGCCAGAACGUCUAUCUGAGAAGCGCCGCAGAGAAGAGGACGAAGAAGACGAGCUUGGCAAGAUCGCGAGCCAAACCAAACGACGUAGCUCAAGUUCUAGCGGAGCAGGCAGCAAAGGCAGUCCGAGCAAUGGCAAGAGUGGGCUCUUGCAGAGAAAGAACAGUCUGAAAAAGGAUGGUCCUCACAAGAAAAUCGCCAUUUCUCUUGCGGUCAAGAGCGGGGGUGAAGGCAAAGGCGAAGCUGCCGAAUGAACAUUUUAGCCGUGUCUCGUACUGACUUCGGUUUGGAAUC
Messenger RNA from Aplosporella prunicola CBS 121167, 2680 nucleotides. RefSeq lists its product as uncharacterized. NCBI's taxonomy places the organism in Eukaryota, Fungi, Ascomycota, Dothideomycetes, Botryosphaeriales, Aplosporellaceae. The record is from RefSeq and is a predicted model, not a curated record. Gene Ontology annotation, molecular function: protein phosphatase activator activity. Bases 121 to 2640 code for a protein of 839 amino acids. Gene Ontology annotation, biological process: DNA damage response; protein dephosphorylation. The transcript is spliced from 6 exons. Gene Ontology annotation, cellular component: nucleoplasm; protein phosphatase 4 complex.